AUGAUUCCCAAUUACACAUGUAGAAGGCAGAAGAAGGCUGCUGCUUUACUGACAGGGAUAUCAUGGGCAACAUCUGCACAUAUUGGGAGACUGCUGAAUCUCUACAAAUAUCCACAGCUUCCUCACUCUGUGUGCAGUGAGAGCUGUUUUCCUGGAUUCAGAAAAUCUUCCCAGGAAGGGAGGCCUGCCUGUUGCUAUGAUUGCACUCGAUGACCAGAUAAUGCGAUUUCCAAUGUCACAGCUGUUGUUCUUGGUGUCUUGGUGAAGUACCACCACACUCCCAUCGUCAAGGCCAACAAUCGGUCUCUCACUUACAUCCUGCUCAUCACUCUGACCUUCUGUUUUCUCUGCCCCUUGCUCUUCAUUGGCCGUCCCAACACAGCCACCUGUGUCCUGCAGCAGAGCACAUUUGCAGUUCUGUUCACAGUGGCUUUCUCCACAGUCUUGGCCAAAACUAUAACUGUGGUUCUGGCUUUCCAGAUCACAAUCCCAGGGAGACUGAUAAGGUGGAUAAUGAUAUCAAGGGCUCCUAACUUCAUCAUUCCCAUCUGUACCCUUAUCCAACUUGUGCUCUGUGGAAUUUGGCUAAGCGCCUCUCCUCCCUUUGUUGACUCAGAUGCUCACACUGAACAUGGACACAUAAUUAUUAUAUGCAACAAGGGCUCCACUAUUGCCUUCCACUCUGGUCUGGGAUACCUCUGCUCCCUGGCACUUGGUAGCUACACCAUGGCUUACCUGUCCAGGAACCUGCCUGACACAUUCAAUGAAGCCAAAUUCUUCUCUUUCAGCAUGUUGGUUUAUUUCAGUGUUUGGGUCACUUUCCUUCCUGUCUACCACAGCACCAAGGGGAAACUUGUGAUGGCCAUGGAAGUCUUUUCCAUCCUGGCUUCCAGUGCAGGCCUCCUAGGUUGCAUCUUUGUCUCCAAGUGCUAUAUUAUUUUGUUUAGACCACAUAGGGAUGUGCUUAAGUAUGUCAAGAACCAAAGCACACUCUAG
Molecule: messenger RNA, 996 nt
Organism: Phodopus roborovskii (desert hamster)
Lineage: Eukaryota; Metazoa; Chordata; Mammalia; Rodentia; Cricetidae
Product: vomeronasal type-2 receptor 116-like
Exons: 3
Biological process (GO): G protein-coupled receptor signaling pathway
Cellular component (GO): membrane
Molecular function (GO): G protein-coupled receptor activity
Source: RefSeq, a predicted model, not a curated record